Molecule: messenger RNA, 1680 nt
Organism: Penicillium waksmanii
Lineage: Eukaryota; Fungi; Ascomycota; Eurotiomycetes; Eurotiales; Aspergillaceae
Exons: 5
Coding region: 1-1680 (559 amino acids)
Biological process (GO): transmembrane transport
Molecular function (GO): transmembrane transporter activity
Source: RefSeq, a predicted model, not a curated record
AUGUCAGGAUUCAGACACGCGUUUUCUUUGCCAUCCGGACAAGUUCGGGCAGCCACUCCUCCCGGCACAGUCAUUCUGACGAGCUUGCACGCCACUGAGCAUGGGGAAUCGGCUCAAAGCCAUGAACUGGUGCUUAUUCCUCAACCCACUUCGAGCCCGUUGGACCCGCUCAACUGGACAACCUGGCGUAAAGCCGCCGUUUUGACUUGUAUGUCGUUAUACGCGGCCAUCGGUAAUUUCACUUCGGCGUCUAUAGCCAGCGCCUUUCCUCUCUAUGCGACACCACUAGCCUUUAAUCCUCCGGUCUCAAUUGGAAAACUGACUCAUCUUAUCGCGGUGAAUGUGCUCAUGAUGGGCGCGGCCAAUAUCUGGUGGGUUCCUCUUGCUAAUAUCUUUGGCCGGAGGCCUAUCAUAUUGGGUAAUCUUUUAUUGCUAGUACUCUGCUCAAUGUGGGCUGGGCUUGCUACAAGCUUUGAGAACUUGUUAGCUGCUCGUAUCUUCAUGGGUAUUGCGGUGGCACCGGCAGACACAAGUAAACAGGCAUCCCAAUAUACACUGUCGUUUCAUUUAUCGCUAAUCUCGCAUGUGUCAAUUUUAGUCGCUCCAAACGUGGUCGGAGAGAUCUUCUUCGCUCACCAGCGUGGUCGGGCCAUGGGCUGCUACACCGUCUGCAUCUGUCUAGGGCCUAUCAUUGGGGGUAUUUCAGGCGGAUAUAUCGCUGGUAACAAGGGACUCGCAUGGAUUCAUUGGGUGAACGUCAUUCUAGCUGCCAUAUUAAUGAUUGCCUGUAUUGCACUUGUACCUGAGACUUUAUUUAACAGAGCUCCGGCGCCGCUCCCCAGUCAAAGUGAGAUUCCUACGACAACCGAAGGGAAGCCAGACACCGAAAUUGUUGAGAACAUGACCACAACUUCGCUCAACGAUCAUACAAAUGGGCAGACACUAUUGGCCUCUAUGCUGAAAUUGCAUAGGUAUGAAGGAGAUAUACUGCAGAAGUUCUUAGCACCUUGGAAAACACUUCUCCUGCCUGGGGUUUGGCUCGUUAUGUUUUGGUAUGCCGGGCUCGUAGGGGGCGUGGUUACUAUCACCACUGUUGGACCAACUCUCGUUGCCGGACCGCCAUACCUCUGGGGUAAUGAUUCCGGGUUGAUCAUGACCGGUGGUAUUAUUGGUGCCGUACUGGGAUUUAUUAUGACAAAUUUGAGUGCCGACCGUAUAAUCCUCACCAAAACCGUGUUGCGGGGCAGUUCUUUCGUCGAACCGGAGAGGCGCUUGCUUAUUGCGAUUCCAGGCUUGAUUUUAGCUACCACAGGGCUUUGGACAUUUGGCUUUUGUGCACAGAAUCCUGGGCCAUCGCACAUGUGGGUGGGGAUGCAGUUUGGGCUUGGAAUGCUCUGUUUCGGUUUGAUGCAAGCGCCCUCAAUCGGAUUCAAUUAUCUCAUCGACGCUUAUGGUCCACUUGCAGCUGAUUGCUUUGUGGCAGUUACUUGCAUGAGAGCUAUAAUUAGCUUUGCUUGGACGUUUUUCGCCGGUGAAUGGGUCUCAAGUGCCGGGCCUGCCACCCCAUUUGGAGUCUUUGGAGCUCUUAUGGGAGUAUUCUCCUUAUUCACUAUUCCCAUGUGGGCAUGGGGCAAGAGAACCAGGAUUGCUACUGCUAAUAUGGUCCCAAACUUUUCUUGA